Messenger RNA from Notolabrus celidotus (New Zealand spotty), 1881 nucleotides. Its product is annotated as golgin subfamily A member 3-like. Bases 118 to 1800 code for a protein of 560 amino acids. Lineage: Eukaryota; Metazoa; Chordata; Actinopteri; Labriformes; Labridae. The transcript has 2 exons. The record is from RefSeq and is a predicted model, not a curated record.
GAGUCAAAGAUCAAAGGACAGGUCUUUUCUAUAUAUGAAGCCAACCGUCCAGACAACUGGAUCAUUUCAAACCUUUCCAAGAGAGACUGAGAGAGAAAACUGACAGAGCCGUACAACAUGCAUGUGAAAACGCACGCAAGAAACCUCAACGGGAACAAUAGGUCCUUUAGAGGAGGAGCUGCGCAGUGCAACAUGAUGAAGGCCAACAACCAGCACUGGAGGCCUUUUAGAGGUCCAAGAGGAAGAGCUGUGCAGGAAAGAACGAUGGAGAUGGACAAACUCCAAGAAGAUGUGCACCAGCUCAACCAGAUGCUGUGUAGAGAGAAGGAACAAUGCUUCAGAGAGAAGAAGGAGAGGAUGCUCCAGGUUAAAGACUUGGAUAUCACCAAGAAACAACUGGAUAAAGAGAGACACCUCAAAGAAACCUUCAUGAACAGGUGCAAAUAUCUGGAGGGACUCCUGGGCGACAACACAGGAGAGAACUCUCUCAUGCACUUGGGGAGCACCAACAAAACAAAGAAGACAUCUAAUGGCUUUGAAGCAAUGCAAGUAGACCCCUUGACCAGCAACAAGGUCUCAGCAGAUCUCCAGGCAGAGGUGAACAAGAACAAACUACUGCAAGAAGAACUGGACAAGGUCAAAGCUGCACACCAUGAGAUGGGUGUCAGGUACGAAAAUGACAUGGCCAGUGCCAAGCAGAUGGUGGACACCCUCCAAUGUGAACUUCAGAAACAGAAGCAGGUUCACACGGACAAAGUGUCUCAUGACAAAGAUGCCCUUGCAGCUUUAACAGUGGAACACAAAGCACUCGGUCAGAAAAUGGCAGAGGUAAACCAGAGCUACCAAAAUGACAUGAUCAGAGCCAGGCAGAUGGUGGAGACCUUCCAAUGUGAACUUCAGAAACAGAAGCAGGUUCACACGGACAAAGUGUCUCAUGACAAAGAUGCCCUCGCAACUUUAACAGUGGAACACAAAGCACUCGGUCAGAAAAUGGCAGAGGUGAACCAGAGCUACCAAAAUGACAUGGCCAGUGCCAAGCAGAUGGUGGAGACCCUCCAAUGUGAACUUCAGAAACAGAAGCAGGUUCACACGGACAAAGUGUCUCAUGACAAAGAUGCCCUCGCAGCUUUAACCGUGGAACACAGAGCACUCGGUCAGAAAAUGGCAGAGGUGAACCAGAGCUACCAAAAUGACAUGAUCAGAGCCAGGCAAAUGGUGGAAGCCCUUCAGCUUGAGCUUCAAAAACAAAGGCAGGCUCAAGCUGACAUAGUGUCCCCAGACCAAUCUGCCAUCAUGACCUUAAAGGCUGAACACCAUGCCACAUGUCAGAAGAUGGCACAGGAGAUGGCUGACCUGCAGAAGAGUGCCCUCCAAAAAGAGCAGAUGAUGGUGAAAGAGCUGGAGAGAGUCAACGCUCAGCUCGAUGCCCAGAAAGACUACAAGGAGCUCAAAGAGCUGAAGACCACGGGCGUGGGGGUUUUCAGAGCAGCUAUUCUGGAGGAGAGGAAUAAAGUCAGCAAACUCCUAGAAUACCUGGAGGAGUACAAAGCGACACACCAAGAGCUCAAUAACAAAUACACAUCUGAAGUACUUAGUGUCCGACAACAGGCUGAGAACCAGAAGCAUCAGUCUGAAAUAGAGAUCAAGUCUUACUCUGACAAGCUGACACAAAGCCAACAGCACAUCUCCCACCUGAGGGCCGAACAGGACGCUCUACGCCAGCACUGCCAACAGAUGGAGAGCUUCUAUCUGGGGAAGCUGAAUGAGUUGGGCUGUCAGCUCUCUGAAGCUCCAACUUAAAACUGAGCCAUGACUUUGGUUUUACUCCGGGACUCUCCGGUUUCCUCCCUAACAUUGCAACAAUAAAAAUAUAAACAUAAA